Messenger RNA from Chelonus insularis, 2540 nucleotides. RefSeq names its product cell division cycle protein 45 (gene Cdc45). Gene Ontology annotation, biological process: DNA replication initiation; double-strand break repair via break-induced replication; mitotic DNA replication preinitiation complex assembly. NCBI's taxonomy places the organism in Eukaryota, Metazoa, Arthropoda, Insecta, Hymenoptera, Braconidae. The coding region runs from base 354 to 2048 and encodes 564 amino acids. The record is from RefSeq and is a predicted model, not a curated record. The transcript has 5 exons. Gene Ontology annotation, cellular component: DNA replication preinitiation complex. Gene Ontology annotation, molecular function: single-stranded DNA binding; chromatin binding; DNA replication origin binding.
GGAGGUGCUAAAUGCUCUGGUCUCCUUGACAUAUUGCACGCUAUUAUUUAUAUAAAUUUAUGUUUAAUGAUAACUUCGAUAUAUUGUUAAAAAAUUAUGUAUCAAACUAAUUGACAUUUGGUAGAAAACACGUGUUUAAUAAGGUUAUGAUUGUUGACAAAAAAGUGCCUCCCCCUACAACUCAAAAACUUAUCUGCCCUCUAGUAGCCAACAGUGUCAACGGUUUGUUGCUUUUUCGCGGCAAAGAGUGUCUGUACUGUACACAUUGUGCAGAUCAGUGUACGGAUUGUUUAAAAGACGAAUUCAAGGAAAGGUGUGCCAAAAAUCAGCUUAGAUGACUUAAAUAAAACACGAUGUUUGUGGAUAACCUCAGGAAUGAUUUUUAUAAUGUAGUGCAUGGAAAUAGAUGUUUACUGCUCGUUAAUUUUGACAUUGAUGCAAUUUGUGCUUGUAAAAUACUACAACAGCUUUUUAAAAAUGAUAACGUGGUAUAUACCCUUGAACCAGUGCAAGGCAUCCAAGAUAUGGUCAAAGCUUAUGCAGAUAAUUGUGAAGAGAUCAAAUAUGUUGUAAUGAUAAACUGUGGUGCGACAAUAGAUAUAGUUGAGCUUUUAGAACCACCUGAGGACACAAUAUUUUUUAUCGUAGAUAGCCACAGGCCUUAUGAUCUUUGUAAUAUCUAUUCUGAAGGUCAGAUACGUAUUCUUGGCAAACCUGAAGAAGAUGAUGAAAUUCCUGAGUACAACGAAGUCUUUCGUGAAGAUUCGUCUGAUGAUGAAAAUCCGGAUGUCGAUUCCGAGAAUGAAGGAGAAACCCAACAAGCAAAAAGACGCCGUUUGAAUGAAGAUGAUUUAAUGAGGAGAAGAGAACGGCGUGAGUGGGAAGAAAAACGAGACACAAUUCUCUUUAAUUAUAUGCAGUACAGUUAUUACGGUAAAUCUAGUGCGGUUAUAUUAUUUGAAAUGGCAUGGAAAAUGUCAAAAGACAGUAUAGAUAUGGUAUGGUGGGCAAUAGUUGGUGCUACAGAACAAACAAUACUCGGUAAAAUAGAAUCUGGUAUAAGUGUUCUUGAAUCCGGUAAUCUUCAAGGGCAUGUAUCUCGACUAAGCCAUAGACAAGGUGUUGAUGCUGAAAAACAGCAGCAAAGUGCAGUGAAAGUGACCUAUGAUAGAGAUCUCCAAUUAGCUCUUUAUCGUCAUUGGACAGUUGAAGCGAGUUUAAGACAUUCAAUGAUAACUGCAGUUUCACUACGUCUUUGGUCUUUACGAGGAGAAAAAAGGUUAAGAGAACUUUUAGCUGAAAUGGGAUUACCGCUUGCUCAAUCAAAACAACGAUUUUCUGCAAUGGAUUUAAAUUUGAGACUAGAAUUUCGUCAAAUGGUAGAAAAAUUAGCAUCAAAGUACAAAGUUGAUAGUGUCAUUGGCGCUAGUUUCACUCUUCAGUCUGGAUAUCGAUUUAAAUAUUGUGCAUCGGAUAUUGUUUAUGCAAUGCUUGCACUCCUGGAGUCGUCAACAAAAGACCGUCUACCUCAGCAUUGUUUUCUCGACGCUCUCGAUUGUUUAUCGCGUAAGAAAAAAGAUAUCUUAGAGCGUGGAAUUGAGAAAGCAAAAAUGAUGCUGAGUAAUAUCUUCAAAACAGCCCAAGGGAUUUUAGAAAUGAAACAGGUGAUGAACGCUGGAACGUUCCUUUACGUCAUCAUCCCUGAGGGUUCUCUCGACAGUCGUUUAUUUGCUCAUCCACAUUCUCUUUUAAUGCUCGCACAAUUUACAUUAAAAGCGUACGUAGAAACUUCAAGGAAUAGAAAUGCACGCGGCUGGCCACUCCUCGCAUCAGCAACUUUUAAUGCUGAAGAAGGAAUGUGUAUUUUAGUGGGCGUACCACCUGUGUGUGAAGAUCAGCCGAAGAGUUUAUUUGGAAAAGCAUUCGAGCAAGCUGCGAAAAAUACUAAUUCUGAUAUAGAAACUGAUUACUUUGAUACCACAAUAAUAAGACUGAAGAUUGAAGAACGUCCAAAGUUUUUUGAUGCCUUAGCCGCUCUGCUUACAUGAGUUCUAGGACUUCGUUUGCAUUUAGUAUUUAUUUUUCACUCAUAAUCAUUUUAUUGUAGCAAUAUAUCAAAAGUCAUUUAUUUUUUAUAUUUCAUGGACUAAUUUAAAUAUUAAUUUCAUUUUCGACAUUUUUUCUUUUUAUGUAAAUAGACGUGAUUUUAUUUUUAAUUAAACGACAAAUUUAGCUUUAAUCAACUUAACAAUUUUUCCGCACUUAAAAGUGCAUGAAGCAGAUAAGGAAUUUUCGAUGAAUGUCUGAUUAAAAAUUAAUAAAUUCAAGUAGUUUGUAUAUAAAUGAUAAAAUCAUGAGUCAAUUAUUUUUUGUCAAGCGAGUUUUGACGUAUGACAAUAUUUUAAUGCCUUACAUUAGGGACCAAACAUACACUAUUAUAUAAUAUCCACGACAUAUUAAAUGAAAAUUUAAUCGUAAAUUUGUUGUAAAUAAUGUUUAAAUGAUUGGAAUAAAAAAUGUCGUAAGUUGUAUGAUUUGAG